GAGCUCACGGUAGAGUACAAGCCCCACCAAGGCCAGCCCCACCCUUAGGCAGACUGAAGCAGCUGCCUCGGGUGGUAAAUCUCCAGGAACCCUUCUGACCCUGAGAGGUGGCAGAAUUUCCUUUUGGCUUCCUUUUGGCACCGCCCCAUUCAUCCGGCACCAUGGCGCUUCCCCAGGUGACUUCUGAGGAGGUGGCUGUGUAUUUCACUGAGCAGGAAUGGGCCUUGCUGGAUGCGAACGAGAGAGCCUUAUAUUGGGAUGUCAUGCAGGAGAACUACGAGCAUCUGACUUCACUCGGUGUCCUCCUCACCCCAACAGAUGGCAGGAUUUCAUCUUGGCUUCCUUUGGCACACUCCCAUUCUCCUGUCUCCAUGGAAAUUCCCCAGGUGGCUUUUGAGGAAGUGGCUGUGUAUUUCACCGAGCAGGAGUGGGCCUUGCUGGAUGCGGGCAAGCGAGCGCUUUACUGGGACGUCAUGCGGGAAAAUUACGAGCGCUGGGCUUCCCUGAGUGGUUGCUAUCAACAAGGAAACCUCAAAUCUACGGAGCCUUGUGGGAGAUUGCUGAACUAUUCCCAAGAGAGGGACUCUCCGAGUCCCAAUCCCUGUAAGAAUGGUCACAAGGAGGAGAAACAACCAGUGGAGGAGCCGGGAGAAACGGCCCAGUUCAGAGGGAGAAUCAGCGCUGCGAAAUGUCACCCGGUCGACACGGGAGAAAGGAGGGGUUCCUGUCCCAAGUGUGGGAAAAGCUUCUGUCACAAAUCGGCACUCACUGCACACCUGAGAAUCCACACAGGAGAGAAGCCGUACCAGUGCCACGAUUGUGGGAAAAGCUUCAACCAGAGCUCAGCCCUGACUCAGCACCAGAGGAUCCACACCGGGGAGAAACCCUACGUCUGCCUCAGCUGUGAGAAAAGAUUCAGUCAGAGCUCAGCACUCACUCAGCAUCAGAGAAUCCACACCGGGGAGAGGGCUUAUGCGUGCCUUGAUUGUGGGAAAAGCUUCGUUUACCAGUCGGCCCUCAUACGGCAUCGGAGAAUCCACACUGGAGAGAAAUGCUACAAGUGCCCUGACUGUGGGAAAGGCUUCAACCAAAGUUCCAACCUUAUUACACAUCAGAAAAUUCAUAAUGGGAUACCUUGCAGGAGCAAGAAGAAGACGCCUCAGCAACAAGUUUGUGAGCCAUUAGAACAACCUGGAAUACUUUGUAGGGCAUUACAACGAGUUUCCCCUCACAAUCCUCAAGUGGAAAAAGAGAUUCGGAACCAGGGAAGUUUGCAGAGAAACCCCUCGGAGCAGGCCCAGGAUCAAGCCGUUUCUAGAGCAGGUACUUUAAUAUCUCAGAAAGAUGUUGUGAUAAAGACAAGGCCCGCUAGGGUUAAAAGGCCACUCGUAUGUCACGACUGUGGAAAGAACUUCAAGUACAGUUCCCAUCUGGUUAACCACCUGAGAAUACACACAGGAGAGAAACCUUACGUCUGCCCAGACUGCGGGAACAGGUUCAUUCAGAACUCAGCCCUCAAGAGGCACCAGAGGAGCCACAGAGGCGACAGACCCUAUGCAUGUUCCGACUGUGGCAAAACCUUCAGCCGGAACUCUCACCUGGCGAAACACCGAGUGAUUCACACGGGAGAAAAGCCUUACGAGUGCCUUGACUGCGGGAAAAAAUUCAGCGUCAAAAUGAACCUAGCGAUUCACCAGCGGAUUCACACGGGGGAGAAGCCAUAUACGUGCUUGGAGUGUGGGAAACGCUUCAGCCAGCGACCCCACUUUAUGAUCCACCAGAGAAUCCACACGGGAGAGAAACCUUACCAGUGCCCCGAAUGCGGGAAAAGCUUUCGUGUGAGUUCGCACCUUGUCGCACACCAGAGAGUUCACGUGGGGAAGACGUCGUUCAUAUGUCCGGACUGCGGGAAAAACUUCAGCGGUAGCAAGCAGUUUAUUCAACAUAAGAUGUCCCAUCUCAUUGGAGGAAGCUAUCAGCUGCCCGUUGCAGCUGUAGCCAUUAAGAGUGACCCAUUUGCCCCCGAUUCUGUAGGUCUGGAAGGCAGUGGCUACAGUCCUGGAGCGAAUCAGUGAAGUCCUGGCUGUGUUGGGCUAAAGCAAAGAAAGGGAAACCUUGAUAAACCCUGUCUCAUAACUGCAAAUGGUGAGGUCCUUUCUUCAAUUGGAGAAAGCUUGAAGGGAA
Molecule: messenger RNA, 2184 nt
Organism: Lacerta agilis (Sand lizard)
Lineage: Eukaryota; Metazoa; Chordata; Lepidosauria; Squamata; Lacertidae
Product: zinc finger protein 250-like
Exons: 6
Coding region: 162-2075 (637 amino acids)
Biological process (GO): regulation of DNA-templated transcription
Source: RefSeq, a predicted model, not a curated record